Molecule: messenger RNA, 4212 nt
Organism: Batrachochytrium dendrobatidis JAM81
Lineage: Eukaryota; Fungi; Chytridiomycota; Chytridiomycetes; Rhizophydiales
Exons: 4
Coding region: 170-4015 (1281 amino acids)
Biological process (GO): nuclear-transcribed mRNA catabolic process, deadenylation-dependent decay
Molecular function (GO): RNA binding
Source: RefSeq, a predicted model, not a curated record
UCAAUUCUGGAGGCCAGCCGUCAUCAAGGAUUUAGUUGCCAUUCACACCGAUACAAGAGUCUGUUUUAAUCUAUACAUUGUAUAUACAUUACUUGGAUUGGAAACCAGUGUCUGGCAGACCCACCGAUCAGUAGAAUAGGUUUCUACUUGUUGCUCUUUUGCUUGGUGAAUGACCGCCAUUACCAGGAAUCCUACAUCGACUCCUGCUACUGAAUAUAUAGCAUCGAUACCUUUUAAUCCUACAACAGUUACUUCCACUACGACUAAUAUGGCUUCAACUCAUAUCCCUACUACUAAUAAUCCCACUUCUAGUGCUGCUUUGAUUCCAACUCCCAUCGACCCUGUUCCUAGUGCAACUUCACCUGCUACAGACCGUAGAACAUCCACGAGUCUUGGCACUGCUGGCUUGUCGCUUUCUCCUCCAAUAAGGAGAUCAAGGGCUGAGACCUUCUCAACCUUCUCGAUCCAGUCUGCUGGAACUGAUUCUCCCUUUGUCCCUCCCGUUUCUGAUGUCGCUCGGUCGCCUAGUCUAGGGCUUGCCUUGGGGCUUCCUGCCAAGAGUAACCCUGACAACCUGCAGCCUGAAUUGGAGUUGCUACAGCAGCAUUUGCUUUUUCCCACCAGUCCUCCACACCAGCAACAACGGAUGCUACCUCAACAUAGAGGUCGGCAUCGUACUGGAUCUCUGUCUAUCCCUCUGCAUGGCAUCUCGGAUGCCUUUAGUACCGCCCUUUUUUCAUCCAACUGGCAGCCUGCUGUCGCUGUUCCUGCUCCUAUCACAGAAGCCUUGUCUGGUCGUAAUGCUGAUAUUCUCGAUGAUUUUGAGGGAUCUACUGCAUUGGUCCGCACCCUCGAUUAUUUAGGUUUGGACGAUGUUCCUGAUUCUGAACUGCAGGAUACCGUCGAUACCAAAAUAUCUCCUGCUCAAGGACAAUCGUCUUUCAAGUUGGCAUCGCACCAGCAACCUUCGCGAUCCUCUAUUUCGCACUCGCCAAUCUUGAAAUCUUCUCAACAAAUGGAUCGACUGUUUUGGGAUUCAACUACUUUUGCUGGACCAUCCGCACUACAAUCCCUCUCUGCAUCGUCCACCAUUCAACCAAGAGCUAGAUCAGUGAGUUUCAUGUCGACGCGCCAUCAGUCCCGAUUUCCAGUGACCGACCCAGGUGCAUUGCUUGCUGAUUCAACCCCAUAUACAAAACCAUUUUCACUCUCCUCCACUCCAUCUCGACCACGAUCUUCGACUAUUGCAUACGCAGAACCCAUUCGCGAAACUCAGUCACCUUACUCAUUUGGUAUGCAAACUCUGGGUUCGUUUAGCACUCCAUCCUUGUUAAGUAUGGAGCAUAUGCUCGAUCCAAGCUCUGCAUGGGAUAUGCCUCGCUCCCCAUUCCAAUCUAGGCAUGCAGAUCCUAUUGGUGCUUCUCUUGGUGAGUAUGGUGAGCGACUGAGCAAUGUUGCAAGUGUGACCGAGGAGCCACAUUCACUACUCUUUGGAGAUGCUGCUUCAGGGCAGGACGGCAACUCGGAAGACUUUUCUUAUCAAGAGAUGCAUGUUCCCUCUCGCUCGCUUUGGGUAGGCAACAUCGAUGCUCUCAUGUCAUCGGCUGAUCUACAUGUCAUCUUUUCUCCCUUUGGACUCAUCGAGUCGAUCCGCAUGCUUCCUGAAAAAGAGUGUGCAUUCAUCAACUUUAUGAACAUUGAAGACGCUGUGGUUGCACGCCAGCAGAUGCACGGCGGACGUAUUCGCAACAAUAUUGUUCGUGCCGGGUUUGGCAAAUCAGACCCUGGCACUACCGAAGUUCAUGGAACUCAGCCAACUAAAUCUAUCUGGAUUGGAAACAUUUCUCCAACCACAAAUCCGGCAGCUCUGGAAGGAAUCUUUUCGUGUUUUGGUCAGGUCGAGUCUGCGCGCGUCUUGACGCAUAAAAAUUGCGGGUUUGUCAAUUUUGUCCAUGUUCAGGAUGCUAUACGUGCCCGCAAUGAAAUGAACAAUCAGGAUAUCGGCGGCUUUGUUGUCAAGAUCGGAUUUGCAAAAGUUCCUUCAAAAACCGAUGCUAUUGCUGGUAUUGGUAUCACAAGCAAUGGUGUGUCCAGUACAAAUAUCCCAGCCACUAGUCUUUCUUCUAGUGUGACUGGAGCGAUCCAAGCACCUAGUAGUUCUCCAAAGACACUUUUGAAUACAGCAUCCCCUCAGCCAGGACUCUCUGUGGCUUUAUCAGUCGGUACUCCAAUGCUGAAUAAGAAUCGAUCACCACUGCUGUCAUCUGAUAGCGACUCUAAUUUACAGGAAGAACCAAGUCUUUUGGAUCAGCUACCAUGUGUUGUACCUGAUAUUGUGUAUGCGACAUCUAUUCCUCGUCUUCCAGAGGCUAAUCCUCAACAUGCCAUUGAACCUGGUCGCUUACGAGAUAUUCGUAAGCGGCUUGAUGGCAUGAUGACGCCACGGGACAUUGGGGCAAUCUACCAAGAAACGAUUGGAGAUGCAGCACAACUGUGCUCUGAUUACAUUGGUAAUAUUGUGAUCCAGAAAGUGGUAGAAAAGUGUCCAGAACCACAACGACAAUUCUUGGUUGAAUCGGUUGCGCCUCAUCUCCCAGCACUGGGAGUACACAAGAAUGGUACGUGGGCGGUACAGAAAAUUAUUGAACGAGCCAAGACACAUGCAGAGAUUGUUGCGAUCGUGGAUGCAAUUCGUCCCUUUACGCCUCCACUACUGAUGGAUCAGUUUGGCAAUUAUGUAGUACAGUGUUGCUUAAGGCUUGGGCCCCAGUACAAUCAAUUCAUUUUUGAUUCGCUGUAUUCAGUAUGCCUUGAUCUAGGACAAGGACGAUAUGGUGCACGAGGCAUGCGAGCUUGUUUGGAAAGCUCAUAUACCACCAAAGAUCAACAAAAGUUGCUUCAGAUUGCCAUCACCCAACAUGCUGCACCAUUGUCGAUGAAUUCAAACGGAGCCAUUUUGCUCACUUGGCUGAUGGAUGUAUGCCCUUUUUCUGGACGGUACCGUGCUUUGGUGAAUAGUAUUGCACCUUGUAUCGUUGCUUUGGCCACUCAUAAAUUGGCAUCUGUUUGUGUAUUGAAGUUGGUGAUUCAACAAGCAGAACUGGAUGCUCGUGAAAAAACACUCUAUGAGCUAUUUGAACGAGAGGCCAACUUGGAUGCGAUUCUAUCAGACCAUGCACACGGCGUUGUGUUGCUACAGAAGAUUUUGUCGUCUGCAUACAACACAAAUGAAGAGCGUUUGCGUUUGGCGGAACUAACACGCCAAGGACUGGAAAGAUGCAGUAGCAAUACCAAUCUCGAUGGACAUCUUACAUAUAGAAGAUUACUGGAUGAAUUGGCAGCGAUUGGACUAACACCUGAUUUGCACCAUACCAGUGGUGCAUCUGCUGUAUCACACUCUCCCUUGCAUCUAUCCACGUUUACUCCCUCACUGACGGACAAUCAGAUACAUGCAGCAACAACUGCUCAACUGGCCACCACUCCAACUUUCCAACGCGCACCAGGAGUGUUUGGAGUAGCUGGGGAUGAGUCGAUGUCCUACACUCCUAGUAGAAAUAUGACCGAGGAUGCAGGAUGUGUUGAUGGAAGUGGACUGUAUCUACACAACAAUAGCAGUAGCAUCAGCACGAACAGCUACCAUCAUUCUACCCAUGUCACCACCCAUGAUAAUACUACUAGCGGAGGACUAUUUUCUCAAGCAGAUGAGGCUCUUCCCAGUCCGCGAUUGACUCCGCUUAUGCCGUUUUCGAGCCAAUCUCCAGUUAUGGCUCAACCGCAACAUUUACAGUCUUCUGCUUAUAGGUCUGUGUAUGAUCAACCAUAUGAUUCUAUGCAACAGCACAUGUAUGUGUAUCCUCCCAUGUACGGGUAUCCGUCUCAGUAUUCUCAGUAUCAACAGCCCCAGCAGUUUCAACAAAAUAGAAAUUCACCGCUUCAACCUCCAUUGCAAGAGUCACAGGAUCAGCAGAUCAACCAACCAUCCACCUUGAAUCAUCUCUAUGGACAUGCAUUAUAGAGCUAUCUUUCAUUACUAUGUUUUGCUUACUCUUCAGCCUUAUUUUCUUUUCAAAAAACUUUGAGCGAUUGCCAUAUUCUUCAAGUCUCGACCUUUUCACUAUAGAUACAGCUGUAUUCACGUAAAAUGAAACACUUGUAUCUAUCUUGCGGUCAGACUCUUUAUUUUGUUCGAGAAUAAAUAAUAGUUAAAUAUUG